This is a messenger RNA of Periconia digitata, 350 nucleotides long. The record is from the annotation of a GenBank genome assembly. NCBI's taxonomy places the organism in Eukaryota, Fungi, Ascomycota, Dothideomycetes, Pleosporales, Periconiaceae.
CUAAAUGAACGCGCCAUUGUCCAUGCGGUUGGUGUUCGAAAUGCUGUUAUUGGUUCCCUUAAGCACACACAUGUGCUGCUAGUUCGGAGCGACAUAUCGUGCCGGAUGAGCAAAGAUGAAACAACAUAUCGAAGAUCGGAACUAUGCACAUGCACACUCCGCUUGUUCACUCUGUUUUGCCCAUGUCCCCACCCUUGACUCGGACUCACAUGUUCCCCUCUCUCUCCAGAAAAAAAAAUGGAACGAGAGCCUCGGCGACACGUAAUGUGGGGUGGUUUCCCCUCCAAGCCAUACUUCAGUGAAGUUUCGGGUUUUGGCGUUCCAACAAACAACUCCUGCGAAAAUGACGU